Nanorana parkeri is the source of this 5160-nucleotide messenger RNA. RefSeq names its product clustered mitochondria protein homolog. Bases 1 to 5160 code for a protein of 1719 amino acids. Gene Ontology annotation, cellular component: cytoplasm. Gene Ontology annotation, biological process: intracellular distribution of mitochondria. NCBI's taxonomy places the organism in Eukaryota, Metazoa, Chordata, Amphibia, Anura, Dicroglossidae. The transcript has 26 exons. The record is from RefSeq and is a predicted model, not a curated record. Gene Ontology annotation, molecular function: mRNA binding; protein binding.
AUGUGGAUGUUAAUACUUCAAGCCAUACUGUUGCAUUAUGUCGGCUUUCAUGGUAAUUUUCCACCAUUUAUUUCCAAUUUGAUAGAACGAAAAGAUGAAACCGUAGUUGGACAAAGCAGUGAAGAAGACUCGCAAAAUAUAUUUAAUGUGACCAUUCAACUGCCAGGAGGAGAUGAUGUAGAAAUACAGGUUUCUCCAAAAGAGUUAGUACAGGAGAUCAUCCAAGUGUUAAUGGAGCAUGAAGAUUCCUGUCAUAGAACAUGUUUUUCACUCCAGUUUGAAGGCAAUGUCCUGGACAACUUUUCAGAGCUAAAGUCUGUGGCAGGACUGAAAGAUGGUUCUGUUUUAAAAGUGGUGGAGGAACCAUACACCAUCAGAGACGCUCGAAUCCACAUACGCCAUUUCCGAGAUUUACUGAAGAGCUUGGACCUCACAGAUGCCUACAAUGGAAUAGACUGUAGCUCAUUGUCCUUCCUGAGCAACAUCUCUGAGGGUGACAUUGGAGAUUCUGCCUCCCAUGAAAACAAUGUCAAGAAGAAAAAACGCUCCUCUUCAGAACAAGGGCUAGAUCCAAUUGACUGUUCUCCACCAGAAUACAUUCUUCCUGGAAGUUCAGAGCGUCCCCUGCAACCUCUUCAACCAAUGAAUUCAGAGAGUAAGCCUCUUCAGUGUCUUAAAUCUUUGAUUAUGAGUGGCUGGAAUCCUCCUCCAGGCAAUCGCAGAAUGCAUGGAGACUUGAUGUAUUUGACGGUGGUAACAAUGGAAGAUCAUCACAUUAAUAUCACUUCGUCCAACAGAGGAUUUUACAUCAACCAGUCAACUGCAGAGACGUUUAAUCCCAAGCCAUCCUCACCAAGCCACUUAAGCCACAGUAUUGUAGAACUGCUGAACCAGGUCAGCCCGGCAUGUAAGAAGAAUUUUUCUGCUCUACAAAAGAAGAGAGUGCAUCGGCAUCCACUAGAGAGAAUUGCAACACCCUAUCAGGUUUAUAGUUGGAUUGCCCCUAACACGAACCAUAUAAUCGACUGUGUGCGAGCAGAGGAUGCGUACAACUUACGUCUGGGAUAUGAGGAACACAUUCCUGGUCAGACCAGAGACUGGAAUGAAGAGCUGCAGACAACCAGAGAACUUCCUAGGGAGCUCCCAACAGACCAACAGCUGCGACAGAGGGCCAAUUUUAAGAUCAACUCUGAUUUUGUUGGAGCCUCCACUCGAGGAGCAAUGGCAAGCAUAGAUGGAAAUGUUAUGGCCAUUAACCCUGGUGAAGAGACAAAAAUGCAGAUGUUUAUUUGGAACAACAUCUUCUUCAGCUUUGGAUUUGAUGUGAGGGAUCACUAUAAGGAUCUGGGUGGAGAUCAUGCAGCCCACGCUGCUGCCAGCCAUGACUUGAAAGGUGUACAGGCCUACAGUGACCUGGACAUUGAAGAACUUCACAUAUUGGGUACUGUUGUUCUUGAUUACAGAGGAUACCGCAUAUCUGCUCAGUCAAUCAUACCUGGAAUUUUAGACCGUAAAGAAGACCAGAGUGUCGUUUAUGGAUCCAUUGACUUUGGUAAAACUGUGUCAACAAGUGCAAAAUAUCUCUCCUUACUCCACAAGGCCUGUAAACCACUGAGGAUAAUGAGGCAUGCUGUUCUUUGUGAGAAGAAUGAAGAAUUGCUUCUAUGCUCCUCUGUGGAAUGCAAAGGGAUAGUGGGUAAUGAUGGCCGCCACUACAUUUUGGACCUCAUCCGCACAUUCCCUCCAGAUGUGAACUUCCUUCCAUUGCAGGAAGAAUAUAUAUUACCAGAGUGUCGCAACUUUGGAUUUCCUAAACCUUAUCAGCACCGUCUAUGCAGUUUACGCCCAGAACUCUUGGAAGUCUUUGUACAACAAAAGUAUGCACAGUUUAUGAAGAUUGUAAUGGAGAAGUCACAAAAAGGAGAAUUACUUCAGCCUGAUAAGGAUGAAAAUGGGUUACCGAAAGAUGAACUUAAAGGAGCAGAUAUUGUGAGGGAAGCGUGUCAACAGAUUGGCUCUGUGUCCGAGUAUAUUUUUGAUAUACAGUUUAAUCCAGAUGUCUACUCACCAGUGGUUCGGUUUCCAGAGUCUCAAAAUAAAGCCAUCCAAAUACAAAAGAGAUUGCUGAGUGAAGCGGCAGCCUUUCUCCUCACUGUACAAAUCCCCAACUUUAUAAAGGCAUGCCUGGCCCAUCUUAUUAUUCCUCUGGAUGGAAAAACACUCACAGAGGCACUUCACCUUCAAGGGAUCAAUGUGCGCUAUUUAGGUACUGUUGCGGAUAUGAUUGAUAGCCUGGAAGCACGUCCCUCUCUGGAUCAUGUUUAUAGAAUUAUAAUCACGGAAAUUGUCACACGAUCAGCCAAAGCAAUCCUACGGCACUACUUGCAGGGAGUAGAGACAUCUGCCUUGUCAGCUGCCGUCAGCCACUUUCUGAACUGUUUUCUAAGUUCUUACCCCAACCCCGUGGCUCAUCUGCCUCCCGAUGAGCUGAUCUCCCACAAAAGGAAGAACAAGAGAAAGAUGCGACCACUGGAAAAUGGAGACAGCACUGCAUGGACCAGUAUGACUCCAGCAGAUCUAUGGAAGCAAAUCCAACGCAAUGCCAAAGACAGCUUUGAUUUUACACUUUCAAGUGAUUCUAUGGAGCACUUGGUUGAGAAGCUUAGCCUGCAGAAAGUGACGCUGCUCCGGGAGUUCUGCAUAAAGACUGGAGUCCAGGUUCUUCUCCGUGAAUAUAACUUUGAAAGCCGCCAUAAGCCAGCUUUAACAGAAGAAGAUAUUCUGAAUAUGUUCCCCGUAGUCAAGCAUAUCAAUAUUAAGGCCAAGGAGGCUAAUCAGCUGUUUAAUAAAGCCCAGAUCAGCAUCCAACAGGGUGGCCUAAAGGAAGGUGUUGUUUUAUUAAAUGAAGCUCUGACCCAAUUCAACAGUGUGUAUGGUGCUGUACAUCCAGAGAUUGCUGCGUGCCUACGUCUGCUCGCCCGAAUCAAGUUCAUUUUAGGGGACAUAGCAGAGGCUCUGGAUAAUCAGCAGAAAGCAGUGAUAAUGACGGAGAGAACCAUGGGAUAUGACAGCACAAACACCAUUCAAGAUUAUGUCCUUCUCUCACAUUACUGUUUUGCCAGCGGACAGCUACCAGUAUCUCUGAAGCUGUUAUAUCGCGCUCGAUACCUAAUGCUGGUCAUAGCAGGUGAAGAUCAUCCCACCAUGGCUACACUAGAUAGCAAUAUUGGUGUAGUCCUACAAGCUGUUCUUGAAUGUGAUUUGUCUCUACGAUUUCUGGAGAAAGCUUUGGAGGGCAACAAGAAGUAUUAUGGAAAACAAUCCUUGGAUGUGGCCCUGAGUCACCAUCUGAUAGCUCUUGCAUAUACCAGCAAAGCAGAAUUUAGAGCAGCAAUGCAGCAUGAAAAGGAAACAUACACCAUGUACAAAGCAGUGCUAGGUGAUUUUCAUGAACGGACACGAGAGAGUUCUGCUUUCUUGAAACAUGUGACACAGCAAGCUGUAAACCUGCAAAGAACCAUGAACGAAAUCUACAAAAAUGGAUCAAUUGCCACUCUACCUCAUGUCCAGAUUGUCCCUCCAGGGAUCGAUACCCUAUUACAACAGUUGAACCUCCUGAAUGGAAUCUUACGGAUCAGUGUCAGUAAUAAUGAACUCAAUGACAGCAGCAAUUCAAUACAAAAUAAAAGGCAGAAUUCUACAGAUAAUAUUGAAGAACACAUAGAGCAACUUUUAAAUUGUGUAGCUGCUGGGCAACCCACAGACAGUGGUGACAAAAAGGAUGGCGGUGAACAGUCCAAAGAUGGUGGUGACAAAAAGGAUGGCGGUGAGCCGUCCAAAGGGGGUGAUAACAAAAAUGAUGGCGGUGGCGAACCUUCAAAAGACAGUGGUGACGCCGAAGGCGGAGGUGGUGAGCAGUCAAAAGACGGGGACGACAAAAAGGAUGGCAGUGGCGACAAGUCCAAGGACAGUGAUAAUAAAAAAGAUGGCAGUGGUGACCAGUCCCAAGAUGGCGAUGACAAAAAAAAAGGCGAGGAUAAGGAGUCAAAAGAUGGAGAUGACAAAAAGGAAGGUGGUGAACAGCAGUCCAAAGAUGGGGAUGAGAAGAAAGAAGGUGAUGAUGAGAAGUCCAAAGAUGGGGAAGACAAGAAAGAAGGUGAUGAUGAGAAGUCCAAAGAUGGGGAUGAGAAGAAAGAAGGUGAUGAUGAGAAGUCCAAAGAUGGGGAAGACAAAAAGGAAGUAGCCAGUGAGAAGUCCAAAGAUGGGGAUGACAAAAAGGAAGUAGACAGUGGGCAGUCCAAAGAUGGGGAUGACAAAAAGGAAGGAGACAGUGGGCAGUCCAAAGAUGGGGAGGAGAAAAAGGAGGGCAAAGAGGAGCAAUCUAAAGAUGGGGAGGAGAAAGUAGAAAGUGGUGAAAAUCAGGCUAAAGAUGAUGGGGAGAAAAAAGAAAAGGGAGAGGGGCAAUCCACAGACAGUGAAGUGAAAAAAGGAGGAGACGAGGAACAAUCCAAAGAUGGGGAAGAAAUAAAGGAAGGAGACAGUGAGCAACAGUCCAAAGAUGGGGAGGAGAAAAAGGAAAAAGAUGAACAGGUGACUAAAGAUGGAGAGAAGAUACAGGAAGGGGCUGAAGAUCAGGCUAAAGAUGUACUGGAGCCAGAGAAAGCUCAAGAGAUAAAAAAGGAAGGGGGAGAUGAAAAGGUUGACGAUGGGGAGAAAAAGGAUGAAAGUAAGGAGCAAGCUAAAGAUGAGGGGGAAAAAGAAGCAGGAGGUGAGGAGCAGGCUAAAGCUGAUGGGGAUAAGCAGGAAGGAGGUGAGGAUCAGCCUACAGUUGAAGGGGAUAAGAAGGAAGGAGGGAAGGAGCUAUCUAAAGAAGAGGAGAAAAAGGAAGGAGAUGUGGAGCAGGUUAAAGCUGGAGAGGAAGGCUCUGAGGAGCAAACCAGCAGUAACAAGGACAAUAAGGAUAUACCUGAGGAGCAGCCUAAAGAUACCGAUGAGAAGGAUGCUGCUGUGGUGGAAAAUGCUGACGAACAAACUAAAAGUGAUGACAAAGAUAUAGCUAAUGAACAGAGCAAAGGUACUGACGAACAAAAAGAUGCACCAAAGGAUGUUAGUGAGAAUCCAUCUAAAGGGGAUGAAGGGCAGCAGGACAAAAAAGAGUAG